Molecule: messenger RNA, 1051 nt
Organism: Capra hircus (goat)
Lineage: Eukaryota; Metazoa; Chordata; Mammalia; Artiodactyla; Bovidae
Gene: KLK4
Product: kallikrein related peptidase 4
Exons: 5
Coding region: 1-768 (255 amino acids)
Biological process (GO): extracellular matrix disassembly; amelogenesis; proteolysis
Molecular function (GO): serine-type endopeptidase activity
Source: RefSeq, a predicted model, not a curated record
AUGACCACAGCAGGAAACCCCUGGGGCUGGUUCCUGGGGCAUCUCCUCCUCGGUGUCACAGGAUCACUCGCCUGGGGCGGCAGCAGCCGUAUCAUCAACGGCGAGGACUGCCGCCCGCACUCGCAGCCCUGGCAGGCGGCCCUGUUCUUGGAAAAUGAAUUUUUCUGCGGGGGCGUCCUGGUGCAUCCGCAGUGGGUGCUGUCAGCUGCGCAUUGCUUCCAGAAGUCCUAUACCAUUGGGCUGGGCCUGCACAGUCUUGAGGCCGACCAAGAACCAGGCAGUCAGAUGAUAGAAGCCCACCUCUCCAUCCAACACCCAGAGUACAACAAACCAUCUUUCGCCAACGACCUCAUGCUCAUCAAGUUGGAAGAAUCGGUGCCCUCGUCUGAUACCAUCCAGGACAUCAGCAUCGCCUCCCAGUGCCCGGGCGCCGGGGGGGAUUCCUGCUUGGUUUCCGGCUGGGGUCGGCUGGUGAAUGGCAGACUGCCCAAAGUGCUCCAAUGUGUGAAUAUCUCACUGGUGUCGGAGAAGAUCUGCAGUGAACUCUAUGCUCACGUGUACCACCCCAGCAUGUUCUGCGCUGGCGGAGGCCAGGAUCAGAAGGACUCCUGCCAUGGUGACUCUGGGGGCCCCCUGGUCUGCAACGGGUCCCUGCAGGGCCUGGUAUCCUUUGGACAAGCCCAGUGUGGCCAACCCUACGUGCCAAGCGUCUACACCAACCUCUGCAAGUUCACGGACUGGAUACAGAAAACCAUCCAGGCCAGUUAACUCCUGCGACUGGGAUUCAUGAAAUUGAACCCCAAAAUAUAAGCUGCUGAAGGAAUUCAGGAAUCUGGGUUCCCAGUGCCUUCCACCCUCAGACUCAAGAGUCUAGACCCCCACCCCCAGCCCCCUCCCUCAACCCCAGGAGUCCUAUCCCAUCAAGAAUCUUUUCCUGUACACGGUGCCCCCUAGCGGCAUGAUGUUGACACCGCCUUAUCAUUGGUAGAGAAAGCUGAUUUUUCACCGUUUUUGUCCCUUCCCCUAAGCCCUGAAAUAAAGUCUAAGAGAG